AUGUCAAUUGCGCGAGCUUUACAUACAACAACUGCGUUAACAGAUGGAAAUAUUUUGGUUGCCGGCGGGCGCUCUAGUAGUAGUUUUACUAAUACUGCUGAACUAUACAAUUCAACAACAGGUAUUUGGACUUUUACAGGAAAUGUGAGAAGUACGCGAAUGGGAUAUGUAGCAGUGCUAUUACAAGAUGGUAAAGUAUUAAUUGCUGGUGGAUUACUCAUUGCAAGUACUUAUCUUAAAACUGCCGAGUUAUAUGACCCGAUAACAACAACUUGGGCAGUUACCGGUAACAUGACUAUUGAACGAAAUCAACCUACAGCACAUUUGCUAAUGGAUGGCAAAGUAGAUAUAUACCUAGAGGAUCUGUAUUAA
Molecule: messenger RNA, 372 nt
Organism: Adineta ricciae
Lineage: Eukaryota; Metazoa; Rotifera; Eurotatoria; Adinetida; Adinetidae
Source: the annotation of a GenBank genome assembly